Dermacentor albipictus is the source of this 781-nucleotide messenger RNA. RefSeq names its product serine/arginine-rich splicing factor 7-like. Lineage: Eukaryota; Metazoa; Arthropoda; Arachnida; Ixodida; Ixodidae. The record is from RefSeq and is a predicted model, not a curated record.
UCAGCAAAUUUCGAGUUUUUCGACCCUUGAAACCCCAUCGGACCAUCGAAAUUUUGGUUGGUAUCGACGUCGGAACUGAAGAGGACCAAUAGGAUACCACUUUCAAGCUGGUGGGUCCAAUAUUUUGGAUUUUAUCGGUAUUUGAAGUUUCCACGCGGUCGGCCGCCCAGCCAAGCCUAACGCCAGUACGGGGCUCCGCGGCAUCCCCGGCCUCGGCCCGAGGAGUAAAUUGCCCGGAACGAUGUCCGCAUCUACCAACCUGAUCGUAGACUAACCCUCAGCUAGAGGACCAGCCAGAAAUUCGACAGAAGCCCAAGAAAACAUGGAAGAGGACUUUAUUGAAGCCACCGAGGCUGACCCCGUGCAAGACCGAGACUAUAAGCAGCGCCUCAAGACGGCUGAGGAGCUGCGGGGGAGACCGACUCAAAAAGGCCAGCGGCGCAGCCGUAGCCGAAGCCGGAGCCGAGCACGGAGGCCACGUUGGUUCGGGGAGGAAGACUCGGACCAGGGCCAAGGCGGCGGUGGCAGUGGACACAAAUCACGGAGCCGAAGCCGCAACCGGAGCAGGAGCCAGAGUCGAGACUCCAUCAGGGCCGAAUCCUACCCUCCCCUGGCGAAGCAGACCAGCGGCCCGGGCCAGUGGCAGGGGCAGCAGCAGCAACUUCAGCAGAAGAGCAGUGGAGUCAAGAAUCGCCAUUUGACCGGACAUCUACAUCUGAAAACCAUGCUCGUUCAUUGUAAGUGGUAUUUUUAGUGAAUAAAUUCCGAAUUCGUGCUUUCA